CUGCAAUCCUCAAAAAAAUGUCGAAGAAGAAGGGUGAUGUGCCACCAAAAUCUGUUUUGCUAGGUCGUGUUGGCACCAACUUGAAGUGCGGUAUUGUAGGCCUACCGAACGUCGGGUUCGUUGUUGUUUUUGUGUCGUAUUUACCUUCCUAUAGAAAAUCCACUUUUUUCAACGUACUUACCAAGAGUGCUAUCCCGGCUGCCAAUUUCCCCUUCUGCACCAUUGACCCCAACGAAAGCAUGCUCCGAGUGCCUGCCUACUUGAAUGUCGUUGAUAUUGCCGGUCUGGUGAAAGGUGCGCACGAGGGCGCUGGUCUGGGUAACGCCUUCCUUUCACACAUCAAAUCGGUGGACGCCCUCAUCCAUGUGUUACGUGUCUUUAGUGAUCCAGAUGUCAGCCAUGUCGAAGGCGAUAUCAACCCUAUUCGGGAUCUCGCCAUAAUUGAGGAAGAAUUGCGUCUUAAAGACGAGGAAUAUGUAACUGUGCAGUGGGAGAAGCUCGAGAAGGCUGUCGUUCGAGGUGGUGACAAGAAACAGAAGCCUGAUUUCGAUUGCAUAACCAAGGCAAAGGAGAUUAUUUGUGAAAAGAAGACUGGUAUUCGCUUUGGUGAAUGGAGCCCAACCGAGAUCGAAAUCCUGAACCACCACUUAUUCCUUACUGCCAAACCUAUGAUCUAUCUUGUCAACAUGUCGGAAAAGGACUACUUCCGCAAGAAGAACAAGUGGUUGGCCCCGAUCAAGGAAUGGGUAGACGCGCAUGACCCCGGCGCCACUAUAAUCCCCUUCUCCGCUGAUUUCGAGUUGCGUUUCGUUGAAAUGUCGCCUGAAGAACAGGAGGCUUUCCACAAAGAGAUGCCAGGCACCACUUCCGUCCUGCCCAAAAUCAUCCAGACGGGUUACAAGACUCUGCAGCUCAUAUACUUCUUCACCUGCGGCAAGGAUGAGGUUAAGGCCUGGACCAUUCAGCUACAGGCCGGUUUGAAAUGCCAAGUUCCUUCACCAUUUGUCAAAACGCUUCCUAAAGACUCCUUCUAUGUGGUAUGGAAUGCCUACUCUUCGGGUUUUUGA
Messenger RNA from Dibothriocephalus latus, 1067 nucleotides. Lineage: Eukaryota; Metazoa; Platyhelminthes; Cestoda; Diphyllobothriidea; Diphyllobothriidae. The record is from the annotation of a GenBank genome assembly.